AUGAUGAUUGUCGGACUGCUGUGGCUGGCGAGGCCUGCGGCCGGCCAGGGCCUGGUGCCUGAGGCCAGAACUGUGGGCGCCACGUCGACGCAGCUUGCAAACCUUGUCAACAGGUUUGCCACUGCACAGAAGAAGGCCGAGCAAAUUCGAGAGCGGUUCGAACGCACGAAAGUCCUGGGCAUCGGCGGCUGCGGCACCAGCACCGGCCAGACCCUCUGCGCAUCCACCAACGACGCCGAUGCAUCCGCGCUGCUGGCGGCAGCUUCCCCGGCGGAGUACUCCUCACGCGGGCGCCUGCUGGGCGAUGCUUAUCAGCAGGGCAACUGCAACACAUGCGCGGCGGCGGCCGUGGCAGCGGCAGCCGAGGCUGCGGUGGCUGCAGCUCUGAUACGCCGAGGCGCACGGCCAGACGAUGUGCUCAAGGAGGUGGCGGGCGCCGUGUCGCCACAGGACUUGUAUUACAAUUGUGGGGCCAAGCAAGGCGAAGUGCGCACGUGCCUAAGCGGUGCAGAGCUUGGCACAAUGCUCAGAGAGCUCAAGGCUCGCACGACGCCGCAGGGCGGCGGCCUGCUGACAAGAGCCUGCCUCCCGCUAACCGACGUCUCAGCUCGCGGCGUCGAGGACGCCCCGCCCGACGCUUACUGCGAAGCCGCGUGCAGGGCGCACACGAAAAGCCAGCUCAUUUCGCAGGGCGAGUUCACUUGGGCGAAGCUCGGCAUCGGCAGCGGCGGCUUGCUGGACAUCCAAAAGGCCCUGCGGCGGUCUGGCGCUGUCAUAACACGGCUGGACGUCAACAUUAAAGACCUCAAGUGA
Messenger RNA from Monoraphidium neglectum, 813 nucleotides. RefSeq lists its product as hypothetical. The transcript has a single exon. The coding region runs from base 1 to 813 and encodes 270 amino acids. Lineage: Eukaryota; Viridiplantae; Chlorophyta; Chlorophyceae; Sphaeropleales; Selenastraceae. The record is from RefSeq and is a predicted model, not a curated record.